Molecule: messenger RNA, 1380 nt
Organism: Australozyma saopauloensis
Lineage: Eukaryota; Fungi; Ascomycota; Pichiomycetes; Serinales; Metschnikowiaceae
Exons: 1
Coding region: 1-1380 (459 amino acids)
Molecular function (GO): mRNA binding
Source: RefSeq, a predicted model, not a curated record
AUGACUCUGUCUGUCGCCCCCAUUUCCCAGCAGCUGUCGUCCAGCGAUGUCAAUGCUGCUAGCGCCACUUCUGGCGGCAGAGAAACGUCGAAAACCAUUUUGUAUGUCGGCAACUUGGCAAAAACCAUUGCCGAAGACCAACUCAAAGACAUCAUACAGGCCGCGGGCCCGGUCGUCUCGGUGAAGAUCUUGCAGGACAAAAAUAAGUUCGAUUUCAACUACGCGUUUGUGGAGUUUGAGACCGAAUCCGGCGCAGCUGACGCUUUGCAGGCCUUCAACAACACCAUAAUCAACGGACACGAGGUCAAGCUCAAUUACGCGUACCAAUCGCUGACUUUCUUCUCGGCUCAGAACGCAGAUGCCAAUUUGUUUAGUGUCUUUGUUGGUGACUUAUCGCCAGAGGUUGACGAUGAGGCAUUGCGUACUUUCUUCUCCGAGUUCCCCUCCUUGAAACAGGCCCAUGUUAUGUGGGACAUGCAGACAUCGCGCUCGCGUGGUUAUGGUUUCGCAACUUUCAAAGAUAGUGCAGAUGCCCAGACAGUGAUCCACACAAUGAAUGGCCGCAUGCUUCUUGGACGCGCUGUGCGCUUGAACUGGGCCUCUCAUAAACUGUCAGCUCAGAAAUCUGGCGGUGGAGGUGGCAGAGGCUACAAAAAGCCAUUUCGUCAACAAAUGCAGAGUGCCAAUGGGUUUGAUUAUGCGUAUGGUGCACCAGCACAAGAUCUUCCUUAUGACAAUACCUACGGCUUCUCGCCUUCUUUUGGAAAUGCCAUGAAUGACAGCUACAAUAACGUUUACGGUGCAAUGUACAAUGGUACUUUCUCACCGGAAAACGGUGCUCCUCUUGGGUUUAAUGGUACAUUUACUCCUGAAUCUGCCACUUACCCUGCCAAAUACGGCGACAUUCCGGUCGUUGGCUAUAACUCCUCAUUUUCGAGUGCUGAGGGCUACUCCGACAUGAGCGGCCUGGCUCCUACUAGUGAUCCAAAUAUUGGUGGCUCCGCGGGAGGCCUUGAACAAGUACAGCCAAUGCCUGAACCUAUGAUGGCUCCACAAUUCGAUGCAGCAGCCCGCCAGGCGCCCAGCUGGCAAACAACGGUGUACGUGGGAAAUAUCGCGUACUUCACGCAAGAGAGCGACUUGAUUCCAUUGUUGCAGAACUUUGGAUACAUUUUGGACCUCAAGUUUUACCCCGAGAAAGGGUGCGCCUUUGUCAAGUUUGACUCACACGAACGCGCCGCAUUGGCAAUUGUCCAACUAGCAGGGUUCAACUUAAAUGGACGACCCUUGAAGUGUGGAUGGGGCAAGUCAAGACCACCCCAGAAUAUGUAUGGCGGGUUUGUAGCCAGUGCACCGCAGAUGUUCUCUGGAAGACAAUAG